AUGGAGCUAUCAUUCCAAAGGCAUACCUUUUCCUCAAAAGGCAAGUCUUUUGUGAGUGGAAUACCGGUGCAGGACGCCGCCUUCAAUGCUAUUGAGUCAAUCGCCCCGAAGCAGAUUGAGACUCCCUUGCUCGUCCUGAAAACCUUCGUCACCAAGCUCUUUGCAAAGCCUACUGUCACCAGCGACGUUUUCAUUCUAGCGGGUCGAUUGCAUCGUUCCGCAAAAGUCGCGCAUCAAGCUAAUUCUGGACUUUGGGCGGAUUGGUCACCGACUCUGCCACGAUGGAGGAUUCUCCUGUUUGAUGACGCCGUCUGUUCAAACUCCAACAUGGACCAACUAACCCUUGUGGUAAAUUAUGAGCUAUCAUCGGGUAGCGCAACGCCCAAGCCGCAGGUCUCUCUUCCUUUGCACGGAAGGAAUGACGAGGCCAUGGCUAAUGUGCUCACCAAAUUGUGGGAAUACUCGGGGUGGAAGGGAUUGGCUGCACAGUACAAAAAGGCUCUAUAUGCGAACAACCCUUGUCGAAACCUUACAGAGACCGCUACAGUCCAGCGCUGGAUGGCCUUUUCUUACACAGGGUCCGGUGGCGCAUACCUGACUGUUUACUUCCAUGCAGUUGGUGGUAUGCAGGGCAAUCUUUAG
Messenger RNA from Aspergillus lentulus, 642 nucleotides. RefSeq lists its product as uncharacterized. The record is from RefSeq and is a predicted model, not a curated record. NCBI's taxonomy places the organism in Eukaryota, Fungi, Ascomycota, Eurotiomycetes, Eurotiales, Aspergillaceae. Gene Ontology annotation, biological process: alkaloid metabolic process. Gene Ontology annotation, molecular function: transferase activity, transferring alkyl or aryl (other than methyl) groups.